Messenger RNA from Sphaeramia orbicularis (orbiculate cardinalfish), 1963 nucleotides. It is a transcript of the gene tsen54, whose product is annotated as TSEN54 tRNA splicing endonuclease subunit. The transcript has 12 exons. Lineage: Eukaryota; Metazoa; Chordata; Actinopteri; Kurtiformes; Apogonidae. The record is from RefSeq and is a predicted model, not a curated record. Gene Ontology annotation, cellular component: tRNA-intron endonuclease complex. Gene Ontology annotation, biological process: tRNA-type intron splice site recognition and cleavage. Bases 13 to 1560 code for a protein of 515 amino acids.
AGGCUGUCCAACAUGGCGGACCAAAACAAGACACACACUGGAGAAAACUUCUUUAAUGAAAUUUUAACACCAUCAGAGUUGUUCGCAGCCCGGUCCAGGAGCCACAAGAUUCCAAUGCGAGGACAGAAGGACUUCUUCCCUGAUGACUCAGACAAGCAGAGGCAGUGUCUGGAGGAAAGUCUGAAUGAACACUGGAGCCUCGUAUCAGAGGAGAGAGUGGAGCGGCUAGGGAGCCUCGUGAAGGCCUCAUGGAUUCCAGACAACCAGGUUGUGGAGCUUCAAACUCCAGCUGGAAAGUUUUGGCAGACAAUGGGUUUUUCCACUGAGGGCAAACAGUACCUCCUCCCUGAAGAAGCUCUCUACCUGAUGGAGUGUGGGAACGUGCAAGUGUUUUACAAGGAUCUGCCGCUGUCCAUCCAGGAUGGUUAUGAGAUGUUUCUGUCCUCGAAAACAAUGAACCUCCUGCAAUAUCAGGUGUUUGCACAUUUGAAGAGGCUUGGUUAUGUGGUGCACAGGUUUGAUCCCAGCUCGGAGCCGUCGCCUUAUGUGAGGCAGCUGAACCUGCCUCAGUCACGUGACCGAGGAGGAAGGCACCUGAAGAGGAAGCGCAGCCCCAGCCCAUUGUCAUCCUCCAGUUUUACUGAAGCUCCAGAUAAAGACACAGUGAAGGGGAUGGAGGAGGAACCAUGCAGCCAUGGAGGAGAGGAGGAUAAAAAACCAGAAUCAGCCUCUCUUGGGACUCCAGAGGCUCAGACCGCCACUGUGAGUUCAGCCGUUGACGGCAGAAGCCGGACCUGGUGGAUGACGGAUGAUCUCAGGGACUCGGGCCGUCGCUCAGACCCUGGCCCCCCCUCUGGCUCCUCACGCUGGGACUUCAGGUCCAUCUGCUUCCCUGACGUGGGCUCCAGAGACCAGAAGUCGGACUGCUUCUCCUCCCCGGACCCUGCUCUGCUGCCCAGGGCUUUGACUGUAGGUGUGUGUGACAUUGCCCCCUGGAGGCAGAGGAUAAACCUACAGAAGGUGAAGAUGUCGGCAAAGGAGCAGAAAAGAGAGAAGGACAAGAGGAGGCGUCACUGGGAUGUUAACAGAGACAGAGAGGUCCGACGGUGCAGAAACUGGUCUGAGUACCGGGAACUUCUGGCGAGACGUCAGGCGAAGCCUAGAAAUCAACCAGAUCACCUGUGGAACAGAGAGGUCACUCCUCUGCAUGACCCGACGGAACCGCUUCCUCAUGGGAAGCUACUGGAGAAAAUCAGUGUGAUUAAAUCAACGAAUUUGCUUGAAGGGGCAUCCAGGUUAAAAAGCUCAGACGAGUGGAGGAUUAGUUUCAAUGUUUACCAACCCGACACGGUGGCUGACUUCAAGAAGAGUAAUCCAGGGAAACCCUACUCGCGGAUGUGUGUCUGCAGUUUCAACAGUCCUGUUCCUGAUCUCCAAGUGAUGAAAGUGCUGGCGUUUCAGAGCGGAGAUAUCCCAGUGGUCUUUGCAGUGGUGGAUCACGGCGACAUCUCUUUCUACACAUUUAAAGACUUCCAGUUGCCGACAGACGUGUUCCCCUGAGACACAAAGCAUGGACCAAAUAAACGUCUGCUGGAAUAAUAUGUCAAAGUUAAUUUAUGUGUCUCCAGACGUCAGCAGAUGACUGGACCUUCUGAGGGAUGCUGGGAUGGCAGACUUCACUGAUCAACCCAAUAUGGCUUGUAAAACAAAUGAUUAAUAAUAAAUCAUUUCCUCCUUUAAGUUAGUACAGUCAGCCUCCUGAAGUUUAUCUGUUUUUCUGCACGCAAGUCAGAUUCUAUCAGCUGUUUGAUUCAUUUAGAAACAUAUUUUGAGAUGACUUUUAUUUCAUUCACAUCAUUACAUGACCAUACAAUUCUGAUAACUGUUAGUACUCAGAUAAUUGUAUUAAUCAGAUCUGACAUGUUUACAUGCACUUAAGAAAUAUGUUUAAUGAAAAACCUUG